Molecule: messenger RNA, 159 nt
Organism: Emys orbicularis (European pond turtle)
Lineage: Eukaryota; Metazoa; Chordata; Testudines; Emydidae
Gene: PLN
Product: phospholamban
Exons: 1
Coding region: 1-159 (52 amino acids)
Biological process (GO): negative regulation of ATPase-coupled calcium transmembrane transporter activity; negative regulation of calcium ion import into sarcoplasmic reticulum; negative regulation of heart rate
Cellular component (GO): membrane; sarcoplasmic reticulum
Molecular function (GO): ATPase inhibitor activity
Source: RefSeq, a predicted model, not a curated record
AUGGAGAAGGUCCAGCACAUAACCCGCUCUGCCAUGAGGAGAGCCUCAACUAUUGAGGUGAACCCACAAACACGCCAAAAGCUCCAGGAGCUCUUUAUAAAUUUUUGUCUUAUUUUAAUAUGCCUCUUGCUUAUCUGUAUCCUUGUGAUGCUUCUCUGA